UCCUGCUGUCACCUCCCUUGUCACCCUGAUACUCUACCCUGUCCUCCUGCUGGCCCUUUACACCAUGCUCAGCAGGAAAAUUGCCCAGCAUUCCUGCAGGAUGCAGGUGAGCAGCAGCCCUGGGGAGCAUCCCAGCCCUCAGCCCAGCCCAGCUCCAGCCUCAGCACCAGGAGGGGACCUGGCACAGAAACAGCAACCUGGGGCACAGAAACAGCAACCUGGGGCACAAAACCCAUCCCCAGCCUAUGCAGGGAGCAGUGACACAUCCUCAGACACCUCAGAGGACUCAGACAACGACAACCCUUCCUGCCCUCAGGGCCGUGGCCCAGAGGAAAACAUCAAUUACACAUCCCUGGUGUUCCCAGUUAAAGGCCCUGAGCCGGGCUCUGCCCAGGACUACGAGAACGUCAAAUCUGGGCUGGAUUAUGUCAACGUGGACCCAAAGAAGAGGAAAACACAUUUCUGGCCCUUCUCCAGCCCCAGGGCAUCCAAGGGGGUGGAGUACACCGAGGUGAAGCUGUGACACUGAUGUGGA
Messenger RNA from Zonotrichia leucophrys gambelii, 535 nucleotides. It is a transcript of the gene RHEX, whose product is annotated as regulator of hemoglobinization and erythroid cell expansion. Gene Ontology annotation, cellular component: plasma membrane. The transcript has 4 exons. Bases 65 to 523 code for a protein of 152 amino acids. The record is from RefSeq and is a predicted model, not a curated record. NCBI's taxonomy places the organism in Eukaryota, Metazoa, Chordata, Aves, Passeriformes, Passerellidae.